Acinonyx jubatus (cheetah) is the source of this 1299-nucleotide messenger RNA. RefSeq names its product SLAM family member 9 (gene SLAMF9). Lineage: Eukaryota; Metazoa; Chordata; Mammalia; Carnivora; Felidae. Gene Ontology annotation, biological process: T cell activation. The record is from RefSeq and is a predicted model, not a curated record. Gene Ontology annotation, cellular component: external side of plasma membrane.
AUGCGGCAUCAUUUCUACCGCCAGAGGGAGUGGAUGCGGAAGUGGCCCCAGACCCUGGCCGAUGACAGAGGGGCUCUGGGUCGUCCUGAGGCCAAAGCCCUUGAGCUUUCCGAGUCGCGGGCCAUCAGUGAGAAGCACAUCUCACAGGCACGGACCCUCCCGGUUGUCACCCUUUGCAGGCUCAUUUCCUUUGACACCUCAUUUCGUUCCACCGCUGCCCGGCAGGCGGAGCAGCAGCCUGUCUUCUUCAUAGUCUUGGGGGCCGAGCAGGCCAACCUCCUCGGGCGCAGGGCCGCUGACAUGGGGGCCCUUCGGAUGCUGUUCCUGCUCCCGCUGCUUCGGGCAGUGCGGGGCCGGAAGCCGCACGGUCGGGGGGCCGUGCGCACGCGCCACAGCCCCGCUUCCAGGCUCGGCGGCCCCGAGACACCGGUGGGGCCUUUGCCUCCGUCUCCUCCUUUCCUUGCAGCCGACGGGGAUUCUGGAGAUGGCGUGGAGGCCGAGGAAGUAGUCGCUGUGCUUCAGGAGUCCGUCAGCCUUCCCCUGGAGGUACCAUUCAAUGACAAGGUCGAGGACGUCAUCUGGUCCUCUCGCAUAAGGCUUGCCACGGUGGUUCCGGGGAGAGAGGGACAGCCGGCUACCAUCACGGUGACCAACGCUCGAUACGCGGGCAGAGUGAGCUUCCCGGACCCCAGCUACUCCCUGCUCACCAGCAAUCUGAGCUGGGGGGACUCAGGGCCUUACAAGGCUCAGGUCAACCUGAGGACGUCCCAGAUCUCCGCCAGGCAGCGUUACAGGCUCCGUGUCUACCGACGGCUGUCGGAGCCUCGCGUCACGGUGGGCUUUGAGAAUUCCAGGGAAGGUGGCUGUAAUGUGUCCCUGACGUGCUCCGUAGAGAAGGUGGGCCUGGAUGUGACCCACAGCUGGCUGUCCUGGGAACAUGGCACUGAGACACUGACAGUCCGUGAGGGCUCUGCCCUCAGCGCGUCCCGGAGACCUGGGGACAAUGCCCUCUCCUAUACCUGCAGGGCCACCAACCCCGUCAGCAGCGUCCGUUCCUGCCUAGUCCUUGCCGGGCCCUUCUGUGCAGAUCCUGGCUAUGCCUUGGACACGUCCACUUACUUCUGCCUCUGAGCCAAAGGGCUGCUCUUCUGCUUCCUCGUGGUCACUCUGGCCGUGGGGCUCUGGCUCAUCUGAGCCCAGAAAAGAUGCAGAAUGCCAGGGAUGAGGACCCCCAGGAGAAACGAGGCUGAAGCCUCGCCCCGGCCUGGCCCGAUCGCCCCUUGGGGACCCCUGUGCUGA